AUGAAAAGGUCAAUCAAGGUGCAUCACUCAGGCACAAGCACAUUGCCUCGAAUAUGUCAUAUCCAGCAUGAAGAACUUGAUUUAACAACAGAUACGUGCUUAUCACCAGGAAGGUCAGGAAAGUGGCACCGUAUACAUCCGUUUAUAACCAUAGAAAUAUUUUCAGUAACAAAAAGCAUAUUCAGAAGCACAAUCUUCAAUACAAUAGACAUAUACUCGGUGUGUAAAGAUGGUGUCUUGUUCUUCAAUCGAUCUCCGAUUCCAUGGACCUCAGAUACACAGGUUACAUGGGACACAUACAGAAAACAGCUUGUAAAAUACAUCUCUGAUACGCUCAACGAAUACAUUACAUCCAUAUCCAUUUGUGAUAUGAAGUAUGCAUUCUACAUGAAGUGCAACAUAAUCAACUAUCACAUAAAGACUAAACAACCUGAAAUAAAAGCACUCAGAAAUGAAGCACGCAUAAUCAGAGAAAUACAGAAAGAAUUUACUCAGCAAAUAAAAAAUAAUAGCACGGAUCGCAUCAUACAAGCACUACUGUCCUAUAACGAUUCAGAGUCUAGAAUAAUGUUCAUGUUGGACAUCCUAGAUUCCAUUUCGCUUAGAACAGCUAGAAAAGUAAUGAAGUUUAUUGGAAAGGCAGAAAGAUAUCAUGCCACUCUCUUACAUUACAAACUGCAUCAAAAGGCACUCAAUGAAUCACAGCAUCGAUAUGCAUUUCUAUACCUUAUUGCUGCAUCAAGAUUCUUAAAACAAGGCGCAAAUCUUGAUCUUGAACAAUCAAUGAUGACAAGAGCAUUUAAGUGUAUAAGCGAGCCAAACUGGAUAUCAGUCAUGAAGGAUGUUGCUUCAAAAAUACACAAGAGCGAUUCACUUAGAUACGGCGAGAAUUCAUACAAGCUACGUUUUGUAGAUCAACCUUCAUUAAGCAUAAAAACAGUUGAAUUGCAAAAGUCUAGAAUUUACAAAUGCAUUGACAGUAGUGUUGUAUACAAUGCAGAAUGCACAGACAUAUACUUCACAGAUGCAUUUGAGCUUAAGCUUGUAUUUUACGAACACACAUCAGCAAUUCUACACGGUGUCAUUGUUAAAGAAGCAAACACAUCAGAAAACACUUUAAUUCCUGUGCAUGUGCAUCUCAACGGGCAUUGUGCAACUGUGCCAGUGAUCUAUCCUUAUGAACCAGAUAUAAAUUCUCAAAGUCAGGAUUAUGAUGAGCUUAGAAUCAAAUUGAUUGGUUUGAUAUUCUCAGGAAGUCCAUGUAUUCCAAUAGACCUGAAUGUAAUAUGGAUACGACGAAAAAGCACAAUGUCAAUCCAAAAUAUUGAGUAUCGUGGCACAAACAAUGAAGAGCAUAUACAUAUAAAGAUAAUUCUCACAAAUACAAAUGAGUUCCAAUCGAAUAUCAUAGGAACGGGUGACACAACUAGAUCAGGUAACGCAUUCAUGAUUUCAUUCAAUGCAUCACUUAAUCAGGAUAGAAUUUACACAAUACACCAUGAGAUCGCCAACAAUGUGUUUGAAUCUAUUCAUAUAAAAUAUUAG
Messenger RNA from Ordospora colligata OC4, 1545 nucleotides. RefSeq lists its product as uncharacterized. NCBI's taxonomy places the organism in Eukaryota, Fungi, Microsporidia, Ordosporidae. The coding region runs from base 1 to 1545 and encodes 514 amino acids. The transcript has a single exon. The record is from RefSeq and is a predicted model, not a curated record.